Molecule: messenger RNA, 2810 nt
Organism: Benincasa hispida (wax gourd)
Lineage: Eukaryota; Viridiplantae; Streptophyta; Magnoliopsida; Cucurbitales; Cucurbitaceae
Product: protein NRT1/ PTR FAMILY 6.2
Biological process (GO): oligopeptide transport; transmembrane transport
Cellular component (GO): membrane
Molecular function (GO): transmembrane transporter activity
Source: RefSeq, a predicted model, not a curated record
GUUCAUACUUUCAGUGAUUAUCUAAUUUGCUAAGAAAUGUCUAUAUAAUAGGAAGUUCCAAACAAUGCCUAAACAAACCGAAUUGGAGAAUAGCUGAAGCAGCAGCACCAUAAGGCUCACUUCUUACCUUACAUUCUCUACCAAAAGAAUGGAUGGCAAGCGGAGUUUGACAGUUGCUGAUGCUGUGGACUACAAAGGGUGUCCAGCAAACCGGUCUAAAACCGGUGGUUGGGUCCCGGCUGCUCUUAUCGUAGGGAUUGAACUAUGUGAAAGACUUUCAACAAUGGGAAUAGCUGUAAAUCUGGUGACUUACUUGGUGGGAACAUUGCAUCUGCCUAGUGCAACUUCAGCCAACAUUGUCACAGAUUUCAUGGGUACAUGUUUCCUCCUUUCCAUGCUUGGAGGUUUUUUGGCAGAUUCUUUCCUUGGAAGAUAUAAGACAAUAGCAAUCUUUGCCUCAAUACAGACACUGGGAACUGGAACUCUAGCAGUAAUAACAAAGUUACCACAACUACAUCCACCUCCUUGCCAUCCUAGUGCCAGCAAGAACUGCAAGCAAGCAAAUGGGUUUCAACUGGGAAUGAUUUAUUUGCCUCUGUAUCUAAUUGCUCUAGGAACUGGGGGUAUCAAAUCCAGUGUUUCGGGAUUCGGGACUGACCAAUUCGAUGAGAAAGAUGACAAGGAGAAGGCUCAAAUGGCAUAUUUCUUCAACAGAUUUUUUUUGUUUGUCAGCAGUGGGACUUUGUUAGCAGUGACGGUGCUUGUUUACUUGCAAGAUGAAGUGGGCCGCAGUUGGGCUUAUGGAAUUUGUUCAGUUUCAAUGUUCACAGCAAUUUUAACAUUCCUGUGUGGUACUAAGAGAUACAGAUACAAGAAAAGCAUGGGAAGUCCAAUAGUUCAUAUCUUCCAGGUCAUUGUUGCAGCAAUAAACAAGAGGAAGAUGGAACAACUCAAUGCUACUUUGCUAUAUGAAGAUUCUGCUGCAACCUCAAGAAUAGAUCACACAAAUCAAUUCCAAUUUCUGGACAAGGCUGCCAUUGUUGCAGAGGGAGAUUUUGAGAAAUCUGUAUGCUCAGCUCCCAAUCCCUGGAAGCUCUGCACAGUAACAAGGGUAGAGGAGGUAAAGAUGAUGAUGAGACUGCUACCAAUAUGGGCCACAACCAUAAUCUUCUGGACUACAUAUGCUCAGAUGAUCACUUUCUCAGUGGUGCAGGCAUCCACCAUGGAAAGAUCAUUGGGGGAUUUUCAAAUCCCUGCAGGCUCUCUAACUGUUUUCUUUGUGGCAGCCAUAUUGAUCACACUGGCUUUUUAUGACCUUCUUAUCAUGCCUCUUUGGAAGAAAUGGAAAGGGCAACCAGGUUUUACAAACCUACAGAGGAUUGCCAUAGGUCUUAUCCUGUCAACUUUUGGAAUGGCAACUGCAGCUUUAGCCGAGAUGAAACGGCUCUCAGUGGCUAAAGCUGUGGGUAGGUCCACCGCAACUUUGCCUUUAAGUGUGUUCCUACUGAUUCCUCAAUUCUUCUUGGUGGGUUCUGGAGAAGCUUUCAUCUAUACUGGCCAGCUUGAUUUCUUCAUAACACAAUCCCCAAAGGGAAUGAAAACUAUGAGCACUGGCCUCUUCCUCACAACUUUAUCGCUAGGGUUUUUUGUUAGUAGUUUUCUGGUUGCAGUUGUGAAGAGGAUGACGGGAAGCAAGGAUGGACAGGGAUGGCUGGCAGACAACAUAAAUUAUGCUAGGCUCGAUUGUUUCUAUGGACUUCUUGCCAUACUAAGUGGCAUAGAUUUUGUAGCAUUUUUAAUUUGUGCAAUAUGGUAUAUGCCACAGAAACCCAAACAAGUUUUAGAGAUGGAAACUAGUACAAAUGGGGGAUCUGCAGCUGAGAAAUGCUAGUAAACUAAGCUUGGAUUUUGGGUUUGUUUAUUUUGUUUCUUGUAUCCCACAUUACUCCAUAGUGUGGAUUGAUAAGGAUGGGCAGAGGAAAGGGUGGGACAUUAAUAAGUACUCUUGAGUCUUGAUUGACAAGGGAUCAUUUUAUAAGGAUAAGCAGAUCCCAAUUUCAAUGGAUACUUUCAUAUUGAAUAAGCUAAAGCUGAACUCUUGAUCACUUUUAAAUCACCAUUCCCCAAUUUGAAAUAAAGAGAGCGAAAAAACAAAUGUAAGAGUUCAAAACGCUAUAGUAGCAGAAAACAAAACUUGCAAAUUAAAGCUCAUUUUCACGUAACAGAAAACUGAAGACCAACGCAAUUAUGAGACGUCCCUCUUGAUGAGUUUGAAUUCCCCUCCUCCUUUGAAUGUUCUAUAUAAGCAUGGGUCUAAACACAUAAAUGUGUAAUAUAUGAACUUCGCAGAUUGCAUCGAAUAUCAGCAUGGUGCCUUGGGGUGGGGGGUGUUAUGCUAAAAAUGGGUAUCUAAACAAAACCAAAAGAAGAUCGUGAAUAAUAGUACAUAUUAGUUAAACACUCUGGACAGCUUCCUCCUAGAAGCUCAGUCCCAUAUAGAUCCACAACAGUUCAUUCUCCAGUCAUAGAAAUAGAUUCUGUACUACAACAUUAGGCAACUAAAAUCAACCCCAUAAACCCCACAAUAAAUAGAUGAACCCAAAAAAAUAAUAUAUCUAAGAACGCAUACCUAACUCAAAACUCCAAAACUUUGCCGAGAUAUGAAUUCGAUUCUUGCAGCUACUGUUAAACAUCAUCAAUCUGUUCUCUUCUGCAUGUCUCCUCGUACAAGCUCAUGCAUUUCAGUAGCCUAAUUUUGACUAUCAUUCUUCCUAUCAUUCCCUUCUUCUCUCUCCUCCAACAACCUACCA